AUGGCUACUUUGAAUCAAUAUACUCCUCGUCAAUGGUAUUUUCAAUUAGUUCUUUCAUUAAUAACAAUAUUUACAUUAAUUGUAUUUAUUAGACAUUUAUCUGAUCUUGUUUAUGCACCAUUUCUUGUCAAUUAUGAUUCAAUUGAAUAUUGUUUACAUUUUGAAUAUCCUUUUUUAACACGACAAAUGAAACAAUGGAAAAUCAAUGUAAUUAAUUGUAUUUUAUAUGAAAUAAUUAUUUCUAAUUUAUCCAUUGUUACAUGGCGUAGUUUUUAUAAUUUUCUUGAUCAACAUAUGCAUCCUCAUGAUCUAAAUAAAUCAGCUUUAACUUGUUCAUUAAUUGAUUUUAUUCUUUAUUUUCCAUUAAUGUAUUUUCAAAAUUAUUUAGAAUAUUUAAAUGUAAAAUAUGAAUUUUGGGUAUUUGUAUCAAUUAAUUUUCCUCAACUUUAUCGAAAUGUUCGUCAUGUAUUUGCUUUUUCAUCGUGUGUUUUUCUUUGA
This is a messenger RNA of Adineta steineri, 498 nucleotides long. Lineage: Eukaryota; Metazoa; Rotifera; Eurotatoria; Adinetida; Adinetidae. The record is from the annotation of a GenBank genome assembly.